AUGAUCUCAACCCUUUACGUCAUCAUCAUUGCGCUUUUGUCUAUGGUCGCAGCGCGACCGAACCUUCAACGUCGCGGACUCCCAGGCGCGGUGUACUAUUGCGAUGGAGAGAACUUCUCGGGAAAACAUUGCACAUGGCUAGAACCAAACGAAGUCUGCCAUCAACUAGAACCCGGAUUCAUCAAGUCUUUGGGUCCUGAUCCUGACGGUACCUGCACUCUCUUUAAGGAUGCCAAAUGUACUGCUGGCCAAGAACUGAUGACUGUGCGCUUUCCGGGCAAGGGUUCUGGACUUCCCGAUAGUGUCGCUUUCAAGUGCUCGCCAAACAUAGAGCUGGCAGCCAAGACGCUGGAUCUGGACGACAGACUUGCUGGUGGUGUUGGUAGUAUGGAGCGAGUAGAGCAUCUUGCGGAGAUUGUACGCAUGGAGGAAGAUGGCUUCAGCGAAGGUCUCAUUGGCUUGAAGAAGAAAGUCUACUACUAA
Messenger RNA from Parastagonospora nodorum SN15, 483 nucleotides. RefSeq lists its product as hypothetical. The coding region runs from base 1 to 483 and encodes 160 amino acids. The transcript is spliced from 2 exons. NCBI's taxonomy places the organism in Eukaryota, Fungi, Ascomycota, Dothideomycetes, Pleosporales, Phaeosphaeriaceae. The record is from RefSeq and is a predicted model, not a curated record.